Bacillus rossius redtenbacheri is the source of this 7750-nucleotide messenger RNA. RefSeq names its product fatty acid synthase-like. Gene Ontology annotation, molecular function: oxidoreductase activity; fatty acid synthase activity. Lineage: Eukaryota; Metazoa; Arthropoda; Insecta; Phasmatodea; Bacillidae. The record is from RefSeq and is a predicted model, not a curated record. Bases 125 to 6568 code for a protein of 2147 amino acids. The transcript has 35 exons. Gene Ontology annotation, biological process: fatty acid biosynthetic process.
GUCGCAGGCGCCUCCGAGUGUCGGCCGCUCGCGACGGAUCAGUUCGGUUCCAGUUCCAGCUCAGCCUUCACCGCCCGUUUCUCUGGAACACUACAAGUGUUUCCAGUUUCCAGGGUCGGCAGCGAUGGGCGACGCGCGCGCGGCAGGGGCGGACCCCCAGGACGUGGUGAUCUCCGGCAUGGCGGGGGUGUUCCCGCAGUGCGACAGCGUGGACGAGCUGGGAGCCCGGCUGCUGGACAACUCCAGCCUCACCGAGGAGGUGGAGGAUCGCACCGGCUUCAGAGAAAGUAAUGGUCUGCCGAAACUUCACGGCGUAGUCCAGGACAAAGACAAGUUCGACACCACUUUCUUCGGCAUCUCGCACGCGCAGACGUUCCGCAUGGACUCGCUGACCUGGAGGAUUCUGGAGAAGACGUACGAGGCCAUAGUCGACUCUGGAAACAACCCCGCGGCGCUGCGCAACUCCAGGACCGCCAUCAUCAUCGGCUGCUUCGUGAGCGAGUCGGAGUCCUUGUGGCUGGAGCACGGCCAGGCGGAGGGCGGCUUCAGCAUCGUGGGGCACAACCGCUCCAUGCUGUCCAACCGCGUGUCCUACUGGCUCAACACCAAGGGCCCGAGCUACGCGAGCUACUCGGAGGAGCUGGCGGGGCUGAGCGGCCUGGCGCAGGCGCACGAGCUCAUCAGCUCGGGCGAGUGUGACGCAGCGCUGGUGGGCACCAUCGACAUGAUGACACGCGCCGAGCUGCUGUACGCCUACCACGGCCUCGGGAAAGAGAGCCUGCGCAGCAACGCCUGCGUGGUGCUGUACCUGCAGCGAGCCAGAGACGCCAAGCGCGUGUACGCCACAGUGGCGCACGCCGACUACGACUACUGUGGCAGCCGCGAUUCGGGGCUGGUGCGGCCCUCCAGCCAGCACAUUGAGGGUCUGCUGCGCCGCUUCUACCAGCGCUGCCCCGUGCAGCCCGCCCAGCUCGGCUACCUGGAGCUCAGCUGCUGCGGCAUCAAGGCGCACGAAGAGGCGGAGGCGAGGGCCGUGGACGCAGUGCUCCUGGGCCAGAGGAGCGCCCCGCUCCUUGCAGGGUGCGUCAAGUCCAACAUGGGCAACUCCAACGUCUCCGCCGCCAUGUGCGCCAUAGCCAAAAUCCUGGUGGCCAUGGAGAAGCGCGUCAUCCCAGCGACCCUGGAGUACCGGCCGUCCUCUCCGCUGGCCGAGAGCCGGCUGCAGGUGGUGACCGAGAACACCCCGUGGGAGCCCACGUACGCCGCGGUGAGCAACAUCGACUCGUUCGGCGGGUGCGGCCACGCGGUGCUGCGCGCCAACACCAAGAAGAGGCCGGCUUCGGGCGGCGACGACCUGCCGCGCCUCGUGUGUCUGUCGGGGCGGCACGAGGAGAAGAUGCGGCUCAGCCUGGACAAGCUGAGCGCGAUGCCUGCGGACAAGGAGUUCGUCAGACUCGUGCACGACGUCCACUCUGUGAACAUCUCCAACCACAACUACAGAGGGUACGUCAUCGCGCCGUCGGAGAACAGCGUGGCGGAAGUGCAGCACUUCGACGGAUCCAAGCGGCCCGUGUGGUUCGUGUUCUCCGGGAUGGGCAGCCAGUGGGCCGGCAUGGCCACUCACCUCAUGAGGUUGCCCGUCAUAGCUCGCACUCUGCACGAGUGCCACAGGAUACUGCAGCCCAAAGGACUGGACCUCAUCAACAUCCUCACCAGCCAGGAUCCUGCUGUGUUCGACAACAUCCUGCACUCCUUCGUGGGCAUCGCUGCUGUGCAGCUGGCGCUGGUGGACACUCUCAGGCUGCUGAACAUCGAGCCGGACGGCAUCAUCGGGCACUCGGUGGGGGAGCUGGGCUGUGCCUACGCCGACGGCUGCUUCACCCUGGAGCAGAUGAUCCUGGCCGCGUACUACAGGGGCCUGGCUUCUCUGGAGACUGAGCUCAUCGAAGGACGCAUGGCCGCCAUCGGCCUCGGCUACGGCAAGGUGAAGACCCUGGUGCCGCCGACAGUGGACGUGGCUUGCCACAACAGCGAGGACAGCUCGACGAUCUCCGGCCCGUCGGAGGACAUCUCCCGCUUCGUGGAGGAGCUGAAGAGCGGGGGCACCUUCGCCCGAGAAGUGAACGUGUCGGGCAUCGCCUACCACAGCCGCUACAUCGCGUCGGCCGCCCCCAAGCUCCUGGAAUACCUCAAGCAGGUAAUCCCGGAACCCAAGCAGCGGUCGCCUCGCUGGCUCAGCACCUCCGCCCCGGAGGAGCUGUGGAGCACAGACGAGGCCAGAUACUCGUCAGCUCAGUACCACACCAACAACCUGCUGAACCCAGUCCUGUUCGAGGAGACCAGCAAGCACAUCCCCAAGAAUGCCAUACUCAUAGAGAUUGCCCCUCACGGCCUCCUGCAGGCCAUACUGAAGAGGUCGAUGGCAGCGGACUGCAUCAACGUGCCUCUCACGCAGCGAGGGAACCAGAAAGGUCUGGAGUUCCUGCUGUCUGCAAUUGGAAAGAUCUACCUGGCUGGCAAGGAGCCGCUUUUGAGCGCGCUGUACCCACCCGUGCAGUUCCCGGUGUCACAGGGGACACCCUCUAUAGCGUCUCUCACCACGUGGGACCAUUCCAAGAUAUGGCGCAUCCCAGAUACUUUAUACAUCGAAAAAAAGCUGUCAUUGAAUCAUUACAUAACUAUAUCUUUAAAUGAAGGUAAAUAUCAGCUGCUGAAAGAAUAUAGGCUAAAUGGUGAAAUCAUUUUGCCAGUUUCAGUUAUUCUGAUGAAGGUAUGGGAACUAGUAGGAAGCAGACAUUCAAGAGAUUUCAUGAAAAUUCCUGUGAUGUUUGAGAAAAUCUUUGCACCAAAACCUCUGGUUUUUCCAGAGAAUGAGUCGAUCAGCCUUCAUCUCACCAUCCUACAAACCACCGGGAAAUUCGAAGUUUCUGAAUUCCACAAGAACCGUAUCUUCUUAAAGGGUCGGGUGAUGCUGAUGAAUGAUAUUGCACAAGAAUCUGCCGCUGAGAUUUCUUCCCAAACAGAGCACAUGAAAGAACUUACAGCCAGUGAUAUUUACGGAGGGUUAGAGAGAAAGGGAUAUGAGCCUGGAGAAAUGUUCAAAAAAAUUUGCAGAAUGGAACUCUCUGAUAAUGGUUCGACAGCCGUGGUGGAUCGCAGCGACGACUGGGGCGUCUUCGUGGAGUCCCUCCUGCAGCUGGCCGUGUUCCACGCCAACGAGGGCCAGCAGAAGCUGCAGUUCCCCCGGCACAUAGAGAGCCUGCUCAUCAACCCGCUGCAGCCAGUCUCGUCGGAGGAUUGUGUGGCGGUGUUCAACAAAUUCACCCGCUCCGUUUGCUGUGGCGGGGUAAAGAUAACUGGGAUAAGAACAGAGGAACUAGACAAGGACAGCAGGAUCAACGUGAUCAGCCACAGACUUCGAUUCGUGCCCUACCUUAAGACACAGUAUCAGAAUGCUAGAGAGUUUGUGGACACGGCAGUGCAGCUGUUGAUGGAGAAUGUUGGUUCAUUUAGAAGAAGCACUUUAAAGAUGACUGAAAUAGUUAAUGGAUUGCCUGUUAACCUGGGCACAGAAGUGAGAAAUGCAGUCAGCUCGUAUCAUAAGGACAAGGUGGCGCUGAACGCCAUCAGCACGGACGAGGUGCAGAGCGCGGGCGACGCCGCGCUGGGCAGCACUCUCCUCGCGACAGGCUCGACCGUGAGAGAGGCGCUGGCCCUCCUGGAGACCCGCGGGAGCUUCCUGCUGGCGAGGCUGGACCGCGGGGAGCAGCCGGCGCUGGGAGCGUCCGUCGCCGUCGUGGCGGAGCAGCACUUCGGCAGCACCCGCUGGCUCGUCCUCAAGAAGUGCGUGCCGGUCAACGAGAAAUCCACGGUGAUCUACUUGCCCCAGCUUCCAACUGUUGAGUUCUCGGAGACGCUGGUUACAAACGGCUCCUCUAGAUACUACUUCGUGGCUGACACCAGCUCGCUGGAGGAAGUGAAGGAAUUGCUGAGCCGCGCGACGGCCCAAAUAAAGACUAACCUCAAGAGUUGCAGGUUUGUCUUCCUGAUGGAUAGACAAGCUCCGCCAUUCUCGCUGAGUGAUCAGUUUUACACCAAGCAGUUGAGCCUGGACCUGGUGGUGAACAUCUACUGCAACAAGGCGUGGGGCAGUCUGCGGCACUUGGAGGCAUCGCCCCAGUCGGCAGCGGGUCGCAACGACCUGCACAGGCUGACGGCGGCACUCGGAUUCGAUGACUUUGAGUGGUCUUGUGUUGGCAUCAACUUAAAAAAUUUGAGCAAAGGAAAGCAGGACGACAUCAGCCUGGGUGUAGUGGAAGUGUCCGGCCGCACUCCCGACGGGCGAAGAGUGAUGUGCUUGGCACGCCUGGAGCCGGGGAACGCACGGCUGACCAUGGAGCCGCGCCUGAUGUGGCCCGUGCCUGAAACCUGGAGCCUAGAGGACGCUGCAACCGUGCCGCUCGCGUACGUGAUGGCGUACUACUCCCUGGGCCUGAAAGCAAGGAUCGGCAACAGCCUGCUGGUCCUGCCCGGGAACUUGCUCCUGGAGCAGACCUACGUGGCGGUCGCCCUGCACUUGGGCCUGGAGGUGUGUGUCGCAGUCCUCGACGACCGGCACAGACACUUCUUCCGCGGCAAGUUCCCGCAGCUGCAAGACAGCAACAUUAAGGACUUUCGGGAGAAAAACUUUGCAGUUAAGUUACUGCAGUCCCGUAACGGUUCAGGCUUUCACAACAUUGUCAAUUUAUCAGACGAUCUACCUCUGCGGAUGGUGACGUCCCUUGUAUGCAGCUAUGGCAACAUACUGCAGCUGACCAGGACAGCGAUGGAGCAGAACCAGGAGUUCGGUAUGGCACCAUUUUUAGACGCCAUAAGCUUGAAUGGCAUCAUACCAGAGUUGUUUUUCGAAAUGCACGAUACCUGGAAGCAGCAGUUGCAUGACGCAGUGGCGGAAGGAAUAGAGGCCGGCGUAGUUCUGCCGUUUGAUAAACAGCUGUUCACUUUCUCACAGGAAAAAGAGAUAUUUAAGACACUUUGUGAUGGUGACUUUGUGGGGAAGGUGGUCAUCACAAAGAAGAAAAACCACAAGUACCAAGUCAAAAACAGCGCACCAGAGUGGAAGGAAAAUGAUACCAGACCUUCGUUCGUUAUUGAUUCCAGAAACUCUUGCUUGAUUGUCGGAGACGAGCUGGCGGACUGCGUGGACCUGGCGGAGUGGCUGGUGGACCGCGGCUGCCGGCACCUGGCCGUGUGGUGCCGGGAGAGAGCCGUGUCCAGCCUGACGAGGAGGCGCCUGCACCUGCUCAGGACGCAGCACCGCGCCCACGUCGCGGUCUCGCCCCUCGAGGCGUCCCGCAUCCUGCAGGACUCUGCCGGCACGCCCGAGCCCUUGGCCGCCGUCUUCAUGCUCCCGGUGAGAGACGCAGAGCUGGUGAGUCUGCUGGACGUGGUGCUGGGCGACCGGUCGGUGCAGCGCUACGUGCUGCUCAUGCACGGCGCCGCGCACGGGGCGGCCGGCGCGAGGAGGCGGCGGGGACUGCCCGUGCUGGACGUGCAGUGGGACGGCCGGCACGGGGCGGCCUCGCUGCGCCACGUCCUGCGAGAGCUGGACGAGCUGCUGGCGCGCAUGCCGGGCGACACCGUCUACCUCUCCGUCCCCAACAACUGCACGGCUGAUAAAGCCUCGUCGGGCAACCAGCUGCCCAUGCUGCUGCCCGGGAGCCUGGGGGAGCUGGCGGCCCUGGGGGAGGACCUGGCGAGCCGGGGGGCGUGCUCCCUGGAGGAGACGUGCACGCGCAGCCCGCGCACGGCCCACGUGCGGGAGAUGCACCCCGUGUUCCUGGUGCCCGGCCUGCAGGGCCCCGCGUCGGGGCUGGGCCGCCUCCUGGCCUGCCCGGCCGUCCUCGUGCACGCGCCCCGCGGCACCGCCGCCGCCGCCGCCGUGGCGCAGGACAUGCGGGAGCUGCAGCGAGGAGGGGUGUACAACAUCGUGGGGGUGUCGUGGGGCGGAGUGUACGCCCUGGAGAUAGCCCGGCAGCUGCAGGCCGUGGGAGAGAAGACCCGCAUGUUCCUGGUGGACGGGGUGCCCCAGACGAACCAGGCCAUCGCCCGGCUGCUGGGCGAGGGGGCACAGCUGCAGGUCAACCUGCUCGCCACGUUGCUCAACAUAACCUCCAGCCAGGUGCGCGACGCUCUCACGCAGCUCCCGGACUGGGACGCCCGCCUGCGAAGAGCACUCGCAGAGCUGCCGCCCUCCCAGCAAUCCAGCAAGGAGAACAUACGCUGCGCCAUAGAGAGCAUAUACUCCCGGGUCAACACUUUGUUGAGCUACCAGCCCUGCGGGACCUUGCUGGACGGAGAAGCCACUCUGAUACUAUCCAACGUCAUCGCAGAUAGCGACAGAGAAAUUCAGAAGUGUUUCAAGAAUGAAGUGAACAUGGUGUUGGUGGACGGCAACCGCAGGACGCUAGCAGAGAGCAGGGAAACUGCCUCCAUCAUAUCUGAGAACAUAGCAGUUGAUUUAUACUGGAGCAGAGACAACAUUCCCAGUGCAGUACGCUGCUCAUAAUCAGAGUACACGCAUAGCAACAUUGUUUGUACAGACACUACAUAAAUAUGUUUAUUUAGUUAUUAAUAUCAAAUUAAAUAAUAUAGUUUGGCUGUUGAAUCAAUGUGACUUAAUUUUUAUAUCACAGAGAUUCUUAGAAAUACAUGAUACACAGCUGUUUGUAAUUUGUGCUUGAUUUCUGAAAUGUGAUAUAUAUAGUUCUUGCCAUUGUUUUUCAAGUGUAAUCUAAUAAUAGUUUGUUAGCCCUUUUCAAUGCUUUUUUCUUAAAAAAAAAAAAACUUAUUUGUUACAGUUGACACACAUUGUGAGAUUUUUAUAUGAAUCACAAUACACCACAUAACACUGAAAUGCAAUAAAACUAUUAUAUUUAUCCACAUAUGUAUUCAAAAUUAACUCAGAUUUCAAAACACAUUAUCUUUAGUAUAUCAAAUUGAAUGAUUGUAAAAUUUUUUACCUUGGUCUUAGUACCAAAAUGUAAGUACUGAAUAGAUAGGAAAAUUUGUGCUUUUUUGAUAGUGCAACUGCUAUUAGUAACUAAUUAUUACAUUAAGACAUACGUAGAUACAUUUUUCAAAUGCACAUAUAAUUGCUGAUUUUAUUUUUAUUGUUCCCAGUAGAUAGACAUGCUAAUUACAAAUUAUUAAAUUGUAAAAGUGUAUCUUCAUUCAGUUGAAAUGACACUGUUUUGGUGAAGUAAUUCUCUCUGAACAAUUAAGUGUCACAUUUGUUUAAAAUUGUGUUAUCUUUAUGAAUAAACAAGAGUUUAUAAAAAUAAAAACAACACUGAAAUAUAAGGUUUAAAAAAAUUGGCUUAAAAAUAAAACUAUGAAAUCUUGUAUCUAGUUAUUAAUCUUAGUUUUUUUUUAUUACAAUGUAAAAUAUCUGCAUUUAAGUUUCUAGAAAAAAAAAGUUUUUAACGUAACUCUUGAAAUAAGUUUUUUGUUUAAGACCUUGCCUAAAUGAUGUUAACAUAUUUUCAGGGAAAAUAAGUUAUAAUUUUUAAACAUUAUAUACACAUACAGUGGAGUGAUUUAUUUAGAUAUAAUGUUUGAUGGACUGAGUUGUUUAAGUUCUGAAUAUUUAGCAACACACUUAUAAAAAAACUGGAAAUGGAUAUUGCCUAGAGAGUAUGUUUUGAUUUGUCACAUGAAAUUAAACAUGCAUUUGUGUUUUUAUUUUAUU